AUGUCCCGCCACUACAGCCUCCUUAAAGAGGAAAACGAACGCAUUCUUUGGAGUGCCAGCAAAAUAGUGAGUUUGCCCGAAAUGCCAUGAAGAAUUUUAUUGUUAGGAGACAUUUCAAGGAAACCUCUUGACAGAGUCUCUGGAGUGAAAUUACAGUAUCUGUAACCCGAAUUGUUUUGUUACAAUUAGUACAAACUUAAAAACAAGAAGCUGAAUAAAUAACCUCAUUACAUAGUCAUAGAACCAUUGCGAUCGGCGCUGUAACAUGUAUUGAAUGCUCGGAAAGAAAUUAUAGCAUAAGUUGUCAGACAGGCAGACGAAUGCGGUCAUUAAGUUAAACAACCUGAAAUUCGCGAAAUACGAAAUAAACAUUGCUAAGUACCCAAACUAAGCGUGAAAAAAGAUAGCCCUUACACAACAACUGAAAGUCGCUGCUAACAAGACAAUUGACUUUACUCGUUCGUGGACUGGUUUCUUCAGACUUUCCAUCGGGAAAUUUUGAGAAAAAGACCUAAAAACAACUUACAACAAAGCUUGAAUAAAGCUUUCUGAAGCCAUUUUAAGUAUUUUGAGUGAUUGCUGGGAAAAAUUUAUCUGUUCCUCACUCCUCGUGCAGAAAAAAAAAAGCAAUUUGUUUGUAAGAAACGUAAACUUGCUUUUUGCGAAAAUUUAAAACGUUGGGGGAACGUUACGUCCAAAAUUUUGUUUCGAGGAACACUCGCGUCAUUCUCAUUUCUGAAGCUUUGAUUAAAACGAAAACCGAUUAUGACUCUUUUUUCGCAUUUGCCUAUGGAUCACAAUGAAGUUCUUCGUUGCCAGAUUGUUGCAAAAAGAAAAAAAAGGUUCGCUGUUUUAGCCGACAGUGUACGUAGAGUUGCAAUGCACCUUAGAAACUCCUCGAGUUCCCCCUAUGUUUUUCGUGCUUUCAUCUAAAAACAAGCAUAACAAUUGUCCUGCUGAUAUGGUAUUUCAUCCAAGAAAGAUGUUGUUAACUCCUCCUGUGGUACUUUUUUUCACAGAAGUGGCUUCAUGUUAAGACAGGAAGAACAGGUGAGGCGGGAGCAUACACAUGGAGCAUCCCGAACUGCUACGGCGACAUAUGUUCGCCAAGCUUUGAGAUGUGGGGCCGUAAGUGGCGACUGUUCUGCAUAAGACGAGGAGGCAUCAUCCACUACGGCCUUGAAAAUGAAGAGGGAGACAGGCCUAUCCACUUGUCAGUGAGGUACGUUUGCAUGCAGCAAAUUCUUAAAGGGACACACCGUCCUGUCCGAAAUUUAUAUUAUACUCUGUAAACCUUAAGUGGCGCAGUGGGGGCUAAGGGGAUAAAGGAUGGGAUAAAGGAUGUGUUGCGACCUUUUCAGCUAACUCGUUUUUUCUCUCUUUGCAGUUUCAUCGUCGCAGCAGCAGGGGGUAAAAAGUAUAUAACAUACCCCUUUUGGAGUUUAAGAAGGGACAGAUGACCGAGCAAACUAAGACGGGCAGUAUGCCUAAAGCCAUAACGGUCGAUAUGGCAUUGUUAGGGCCGAGCUUUACUAAAGAUUCAUAA
Molecule: messenger RNA, 1546 nt
Organism: Porites lobata
Lineage: Eukaryota; Metazoa; Cnidaria; Anthozoa; Scleractinia; Poritidae
Source: the annotation of a GenBank genome assembly